This is a messenger RNA of Solanum pennellii, 810 nucleotides long. RefSeq lists its product as uncharacterized. The transcript has a single exon. The record is from RefSeq and is a predicted model, not a curated record. The coding region runs from base 44 to 613 and encodes 189 amino acids. NCBI's taxonomy places the organism in Eukaryota, Viridiplantae, Streptophyta, Magnoliopsida, Solanales, Solanaceae.
CACACAAAAUUAUCCCACAAAACAUCAUCAAAAGUUCAAGAAAAUGGGAUUCAACAAAUAUUAUUCAGAUUCAAGUGAACCCCAUUACCACAAAACACACAAAAUCUUCCUUUUCUGUAACUACAUUCUUCUUGGUGCAUCCUCUAGCUGCAUUUUCUUAACUCUAUCCCUCCGAUUAAUUCCGUCUCUUUACGGAUUCUUAUUCAUCCUCCUUCACAUCCUUACUAUAGGUGGCGCAGUUUUUGGCUGCGCCACAGUGUCAGCACUCUCACAGAGUGCUGACACUAAAGGGUACGGAGCACACAUGGUGUCCUCCGUACUCAUAGCAAUUUUCCAAGGCUCUGUUUUCGUGCUUAUAUUCACGAAAACAGGGGAUUUUCUUGGAAAAUUGAAUUCCUAUGUCAGAGAAGAAGAUGGUGUUAUGAUUUUGAGAUUAGCUGGUGGAUUAUGUGCUUUAAUCUUUUGUCUUCAAUGGAUUUCUCUUACAUUAGCAUUUUUCUUGAAAUAUUAUGCUUAUAUUGAAGGAAAUAAUGGGAAUAUUGCAAUGAAGAAUAGAGGUAAAGUUCAAGAUGAACAAGAUGUGAAGAAUUGGCCAUGGCCAUUUCAAGUUUAAGUAGAAAACAAAAAAGUGGCUAUUUUUUUAAUUUUUUUUUUUUUUUGCAAAUGUGAAAUUUUAUUUUUAUUUGUUAAUUUAUUGAUUUAUUCUUGUGUAAUUUGAUUGGAUUUUGACUUUGGAAGGUUGAUUUUAUUAAUAUAUAUGUGUAAUUUGUAUGAUGAGUAAAAGUGGCUAUUUUUGCAAAUGUGAGGUUC